This is a messenger RNA of Plutella xylostella (diamondback moth), 746 nucleotides long. RefSeq names its product NADH dehydrogenase [ubiquinone] 1 alpha subcomplex subunit 11. The record is from RefSeq and is a predicted model, not a curated record. Gene Ontology annotation, cellular component: mitochondrial inner membrane; respiratory chain complex I. Gene Ontology annotation, biological process: mitochondrial electron transport, NADH to ubiquinone. Lineage: Eukaryota; Metazoa; Arthropoda; Insecta; Lepidoptera; Plutellidae.
AACACUAUAAAUUAUUAUUUUAGAAAUAACAGUUAUCAAAACUGCUAAUAUGAGUCUCGAAGGUCCAGGGAAACCGCGUAACCACUACACCUACUACGAUACCCCAGAUGGACAGGAUAUUGAUAAAAAGAUGCUAGUAUGCGCGCGCUACGGCGCCAUAGCGGGUACAAUCGCGGGCACAUACGACGUGCUCAUGUACUCCCACGCGACAGGCUUCGGGAGGGUGCUCCGCCGGUACGCAAUGCACGUGGCGCCUCUAGCGGCGAUGGGCGCGGUGUUCGCGGCCGUGGCUAAUGGGGUGCAGAGAGUGAGGGGGGAGGAUGAUCAGCUUAACUAUUUUUUGGGAGGCGUCGCAUGCGGUCCGAUCCUGGCGCUGUAUCUCGGCUCCGGCCACGCCGUGGUGGCGGGCGGGCUCGCACUAGGUGCCGCCGGGAUGGUGAAGAAGUUAUCAGUGGACAGCGGCGUGGCACUGCUGCCGGUGCACUCGCCCCAUUUGGGGAGCGUGGACGGCUGGCGGAAGGAUUACUCGCUGGUUCGGGAUCCGAAGGAAGGUCACGUUUGCAGAGAGUGUGUGCCUGAGAACCAAGACGAAAGUGAGAAAGAUUCGAACUUAGCUGGUGCCGAUGACGCUGGGGCUAACAAUACUGACGACAACAAUGAGAAGAAGAAAAAAUGCUAAAUGUUUAGUUUCAUAAUACUGAUAAUACUGCAUUAUUUAAUUAAAGAUUCAUUAUGUUCUUUAUGAA